UCAGCUCUGCAGUCUGCACUCCGGAGCUCCGCUCCGCUUCUCUCGCCACGGGCUCCAGAGCCGGCGCGGCCGGCGCCAUGUUCACCAACGGCAUGUCGAGGCUGGCCGUGGCGGUCAGCGUCACGGUGGCGCUCAGCCUGGCCAUCUUCCUCACCAUCCUGGUGCUCCUCCUCGCGGACCUCUUCUGCGCCCACCUCCGCCGCCGCCGGCUCCGCGCCGAGGCGUCCCAGUCGAAGCUGGGCCCGCUGGCGCUGUCCCCCGCGCGCACCGAGGACGGGUCUGUGGCGACGACCACGACGGCGGCGCGCGAGACGCUCUCCGGCACGCCGCCGUUCUACUACGCGCACGGCGUGCUCCACGCGCCCAACACCAAGGACCUCCUCCUCGCCAUCCCUAAGCUGGAGUCCGCCGUGUGGCGGUGGUCGCCCGCGCGCCGCUCGACGCCGUCGCGCUCGGGCUCGUCCACGGGCUCCUCGGGGGCGCGCGGCGACGGCUUCAUGUGCAUCUCCAACCCGGUGUACGACCGGGGCGGCGCGCGGGGCCAGGCCGCGCCGGGCGGCGGGGACACGCCGCCGUUCGAGACGCCGGGCGCGUCGCCGUCGCCGUUCGGGAUCACGGAGGAGGAGGAGGAGGAGGAAGGCGGGUUCUCGCCGCCGCUGUCGGCGAUGCGGAAGCUCCCGGCGCUGGGCGUCGUGGCGUACCCCCCUCCCGCGCUGAGCUUCGCCGAUGCCAGGCCGGCGCUGACGGUGACCGACACCAACCGGGCCUCCACCUCCUCGUCCAAUCUCACCGCCCACUUCUUCUCUUCAUGGUCAUCGAAGUAAGAGAUCACUCGUAUUGUUUGCGAUGCAGAGAGAGGGACGAUGUGCUUGUACGAUGCAGCUUGAUUUCAUUCAUUAUUUUGGUAAUCAUUUUCCUUGCUCGAGUCA
This is a messenger RNA of Panicum hallii, 929 nucleotides long. RefSeq lists its product as uncharacterized. The transcript has a single exon. The record is from RefSeq and is a predicted model, not a curated record. The coding region runs from base 78 to 824 and encodes 248 amino acids. Lineage: Eukaryota; Viridiplantae; Streptophyta; Magnoliopsida; Poales; Poaceae.